Messenger RNA from Phalaenopsis equestris, 591 nucleotides. RefSeq lists its product as uncharacterized. NCBI's taxonomy places the organism in Eukaryota, Viridiplantae, Streptophyta, Magnoliopsida, Asparagales, Orchidaceae. The record is from RefSeq and is a predicted model, not a curated record. The transcript has 2 exons. Bases 1 to 591 code for a protein of 196 amino acids.
AUGAUGAAACUAAAAAACAAAUGGAAUCAUUUAAAAAAGGACUGGAAACUUUGGAAAGAGCUCAAGAGGGGAUCAACUGAAUUGGGAUGGGAUCCAACAGUGCCAACGGCAAAAAAAUUCAAAUUGACUGGAAUUGAACCAGCUUUGGAGAAGAAGUUUGAUGGUAUGUUUACUGGUGUGGUAGCAACAGGAGCUCAUUUUUUCACCCUAAAUGAGCAGGGUUUCGCAAACCUAGCACAGGAUAUGGAGACCAAGCAUAUAGGUGAUUCAGAAGAGGGUCCUAGCCAAAUCCCAACAGAUAUCCAAUCCACUGGUGGAACAAAGAGUCCCCGACCUGCAAAAAAUAAAAAAGGCUUUGCAUUUGUUAGAGGUUCUACUGAGACAUUGAUUGAAAAUUGUGAAAAUAAUUCCAAAAAGGCGAAGGACAUCACAAUCCAAAAGUGUGUUAGGAUCCUUAACACAUAUCCUGCUAUUAAGGAAGACCAAGCUAUGUAUGUUAAGUAUGUCAAGUUGCUAGGAAACUCUACCCGCAGGAAGUUCUUUGAAACUUUGGACACAGAAUUCCGUCUUCCCUACUUGCGCGCUUUAUGA